AAACGCAAGUUUUUUAUAUAUUUCAAAUUGUGAUUAUACAUGAAGGAAAUGGCCUUAUUUAUAGUAAUCCUAGAGGCCUUAGAUGCAACUGUAAAAUGCUGAAAAUUAAUGUAAAUGCAAGAAAUAAAAUGUCAACAUAAGUGGCUAGAUGGUUGUGUGUGAACCAUGGUGGCUUCAAUGAGGUAAGGGAUGAUGCAAUUUAGUAGAGGCUAUGAAUACUAGGGGUGGUGCAAUUACUAGGCUGUUUGAAUUUCUUGAUCUGUAUCAAUAAUAAGGAAAACAGGUGAAUGGUGUCUGUCACCAACUAUGAUAGAUGUUGUUAUUAUUAUUAUGGUACUAUCUAUAUAUAAUGUAUGUAUAUACUAAGUAGACCAUGAUUGGCUAGUGAUAGUGUUGAUGAGACGACUUUGAGAUAUAAGAAGGACUUGUAAAUCAAAUAGAGUUUUGCCUCAUCAUUUCAAUUGAAUAAUUCUUCUUCUUCAUGUCCAAUUUCAGAUUCACAGAUCAUUGUUUAAUACUUUUUUCUUGGUGUCACUAUUACUUUUUUUGUUCAACAUAUAAAACAAACAGCUACCACCUAUCGUUGUUUGAGUUUAUUGGUGUCACUUCUAAUGAUAUGACAUAUUCAAUUGUCUAAUUUAUGAGAUCCAAAUCCUUUCAUUCCCCCUCCUUGCACAAUUUGUGUAUAUCUCUCUUUAAACUUUAGAGAGAACAUCAAAAGAGAGAGAGAAAAGAUAAAGAAAGAAGAUCAAGAGAGAAAUAAACACAUGUUUAUGGAAAGAAGGAGAAUGAGAGAGUGGUUCGAAAGAGAGGGUCCAAAGAGAUUUUUUCUAUUCAAAGAAAUUUUUGCCUCAUCAUUUCAGUUUAGCUUAAAUCUUCGAUUUCUUGUGCAAUUUCAGAUUCACUAUUGAUCACGUUGACCUACUUUUCAUAAUCAAAUUCAUCGAUGUCUUCCUUCAUUUCUACCUUGUUUAGAAAACUCAAAUCUAGGAGGAAGAGGUACCAUGUGUACUUGAGUUUCUGCGACGAAGACUCGCAUUCUUUUGCUACGGGUAUAUAUACGGCUCUUACUUCAAAUCGCAUUCUUAAUCUAAAUCUUCAUUCAGAUCAUCGGGUUUAUGUUUUCUGGGACAAUAAUUGGUUAGGAAGUGAAUAUCAGACAUUAGAACCCUCUGAUUCAGUUCUGAAUGCAAUUGAAGAGUGUGAAAUGGCAGUAAUCGUAUAUUCAAAGAAAUAUACUGAAUCAAGCUGGUGUCUUCAGGAAUUGGAGAAAAUAACUGAGUGUCGCCGAAGAACCACAGAUGGUCUCAUUGUUCUGCCUGUGUUCUAUGACGGUGUCUAUUCAUCCUACAAAAGAUUGUGGGUCCGAAGAGAUAUGUACGGAGAGGGUUUUCAUAAUUUCAUGGAUAGAAUCUCCAUGGAGAAGAAAACCUCUUCGGAAGAUGAAGACAAGUUCAUGGCAUGGGUAGCAGCAAUCAGUAAUGAAGCUUCCAUACAUGAUGGAUCUGAUUAUUUAGGAGACUGGCAUAAGAAUGAAACGGAUCAUAUUGAGAAUGUAGUUGAAUGUAUUACUCAUGUGCUAAACAAGAGGAAAGACUUCUUCAAAAAUAACUAUAGAGGGAGCAUAAAUUCUCGUGCCCAAGAUGUGAUUCAACUAUUAAAACAAUCGAAAUCCCCUCUCCUACUCGGGAUAUGGGGGAUGGCAGGGGUUGGUAAAUCAGCUAUUGCUAAAGCCAUUUAUGAUCAAAUUGGUCCCUAUUUUGAGGAUACAUGCUUUCUAGAAUAUGUCCAGGGAACAUCAGAUGAAAAUUCUACUCUAGUUUCUUUACAAGAGAAACUUCUUUUUGAACUCGACACAGCAACUAAAAUAGAUGUAUCUACAAUGCAAUCUGGAGAAGAGAUUUUAAAAGAAAGACUUCAACAUAAAAAGGUACUUUUUAUACUUGGUGUUGAUAAAUUGGAGCAGCUAAAUGCCUUGUGCGGAAGUCGUGAAUGGUUUGGUGAAGGUAGCAAAAUAAUCAUCAUGACAAGAGAUAGACAACUACUCAAGGAGUAUGUUGUUGACCAUAUCUAUAGAGUGAAAGAACUGGACGAAAGUGAAUCACUUGUGCUUUUUAAUUGGAGUGCCUUCAGGCAAGCAACUUCUUACGAAGGUUUUGCUGAACUUUCAAAACAGAUAGUUGCUUAUUGUGGGGGAUUGCCUCUUGCUCUUCAAUCCCUUGGGGAGUAUUUGCAUGGAAGGGAAGUACUUGAGUGGAAAGGUGUUUUGAGUAGUCUUGAAAGAUUUUCUUUUCCAAAUCAAAACAUACUACAUGCUCUAGGAAGGAGUUUGGAUGAUUUGAGUGAUGAAGAGAAACAAAUAUUCUUUGAUAUAGCGUUUUUCUCUAAUGGGAUGGACAAAAAUUUUGUGCUCCAAUCAUUAAAUAGCUCAACACAAUACACAACUCUUCAAAUAAGUCUCCUUGAAGACAAGAGCUUUGUAACAAUAGAUGACAAAAACAAAAUUCAAAUGUCUGUAGUUCUACAAGCCAUGGCAAGAGAUAUCAUUAAGAUGGAAUCACAUAAUAAUUCUGAUCAGCCAAAGAUGUACGAUGUGUUCUUGAGUUUCAGAGGAGACGACAGUCGUGCAAAAUUCAUUUCACAUCUGCAUUCUUCUCUUCAAAAUGCAGCGAUUCAUGUCUUCCAAGACGAUGACGAGAUUCAACGAGGAGAUCAAAUAUCGAUAUCGCUGUUCCGAGCAAUUGAACAGUCUAGAAUUUCUAUCGUUGUUUUGUCUACAAGCUAUGCUAAUUCAAGAUGGUGUAUGCUAGAGUUGGAGAAGAUCAUGGAAAUUUGUAGAAACAAGGGUCUAGUUGUUGUGCCAGUGUUCUAUGAUGUGGACCCCUCAGAAGUGCGUCAUCAAAAAGGUCAGUUUGGGAAAGGUUUUGACGAUCUUAUAUCAAAAAUCUCAGUGGAUGAAUCAACAAAGAGUAAUUGGAGAAGAGACCUCAUUGAUAUUGGUGGCACAGCUGGGUUUGUCCUCAUAGAUUCCAGGAAUGAAAGUUCAGAAAUAAAGAAUAUUGUUGAACAUGUCAUCCGUUUGUUAGAUAGGACAGAGUUAUUUGUUGCUGAACAUCCGGUGGGUGUAGAAUCUCGUGUGGAAGCUGCGACUAAGCUCCUUAACAUCCAAAAAUCAGAAGAUGUGUUUAUGCUAGGGAUAUGGGGAAUGGGGGGUACGGGUAAAACAACCAUUGCCAAAGCCAUUUACAAUGAAAUUGGGAGCAAAUUUGAGGGAAGGAGCUUCCUUAUGGAUAUAAGGGAAUUUUGGGAGACACAUACUAAUCAAGUUUCACUACAGCAACAAGUACUCUGUGAUGUUUACAAAACAACAAAAUUCAAGAUACGUGACAUAGAAUCAGGGAAAAACAUAUUGAAGCAAAGACUUGCCCAGAAUAGGGUACUUCUUGUGCUUGAUGAUGUGAAUGAAUUGGACCAACUAAAAGCUUUGUGUGGAAGCCGUGAAUGGUUUGGUCCAGGGAGUAGAAUAAUCAUCACAACAAGAAAUAUGGAUCUUCUUACAUUAUGUAAGGUUGAUCAAGUGUAUGCAAUAAAAGAAAUGAACGAAAGUGAAUCUCUUGAGCUUUUCAGUUGGCAUGCAUUCAAGCAACCAAGGCCAACAGAAAUUUUUGCUACACAUUCAAAAGAUGUGAUUGCUUAUUCUGGGAGAUUACCACUAGCACUUGAAGUCCUCGGGUCCUAUUUGUCGGCCUGUGAAAUAACAGAGUGGCAUAAAGUUUUGGAGAAGCUCAAGUGUAUUCCCCAUGAUCAAGUAUAUAAAAAGCUAAAAGUAAGCUUCGAUGGUUUAAAGUAUGUUACGGAGAAACAAAUAUUCCUUGAUAUAGCCUGUUUCUUUAUUGGAAUGGACCGAAAUGAUGUAAUUCAAAUAUUAAAUGGGUGUGGGUUUUUUGCUGAUUCUGGAAUGAAAGUCCUUUUAGAGCGAAGUCUUGUAACUGUUGACAAUGGGAACAAGCUUAGAAUGCAUGAUUUGUUGAGAGACAUGGGAAGACAAAUAAUUUAUGAGGAAUCACCACUGGAUCCUGAGAAUCGCAGUAGGUUGUGGCGUAGUGACGAAGUAAUUGAUAUGUUAUCUAAUGAUUUUAAUCUUAAGGGAGCAGGAGCUGUAAAGGGUCUGGCUUUGAAAUUUCCAAGAGAAAAUAUAGUUCACCUGAAUUCCAGUGCAUUUAAGAAUAUGUAUAAACUCAGAUUGCUUCAACUUGCUUGGGUGAAAUUUAAAGGAGAUUUUAAACAUCUUUCGAGAAAUCUUAGAUGGUUGUAUUGGCAUGGAUUUCCGUUAACUUACAUUCCUGCAGAAUUUCAGCAAGGAAGUCUAGUUGCCAUCGAAUUAAAAUAUAGUAAUCUCACUCUAAUGUGGAAGAAGAACAAGAUGCUAAGUAACUUAAAAAUUCUUAAUCUUAGUCAUUCUCAGGAUUUGACCGAAACUCCAGACUUUUCAUAUAUGCCUAAUCUUGAAAAGCUUGUACUCAAAGACUGUCCAAGUUUGUCUACAGUCUCCCAUAGCAUUGGAUCUCUACAUAAUCUUCUUCUGAUAGAUUUGACAGACUGCACGAGUCUUCAGAAACUUCCUAGAUGCAUAUAUAAAUUAAAAUCUCUAGAAACUUUGAUUCUUUCUGGAUGUUCCAUGAUUGACAAAUUGGAGGAGGACUUGGAACAGAUGGAAUCAUUGAUUACCUUGAUUGCGGAUAAGACUGCUAUAACAAAAGUGCCCUUUUCAAUAGUAAGAUUGAAAAGCAUUGGAUAUAUUUCUUUUCGUGGCUUUGAAGGAUUUUCACGUGAUGUAUUCCCUUCUCUCAUUCGGUCUUGGAUAUCGCCAUCAAAUAACAUAAUAUCCUUAGUUCAAACAUCUGUGUCCAUGUCAUCACUUGGCUCUUCCAAGGACCUUCAAAAACUUCGAAUUCUUUGUGUGGAGUGUGGUUCAGAUCUACAACUAACUCAAGAUAUAGCAAGAUUUUUGGAUGUAUUAAAAGCUGCAAAGUAUCCGAACAUGGAAGCAAGUGCAAGUUCAAGGUCAAAGAAUUACUUGAAAUAUCUUUUAAUUCAAAUCGGAACAAAAUGCCAAGUCUCAAAUGUUGCCGAAGAAUGUAUUUUACAGACUGAAGAUGAGACUUGGGAUUCAUUUUUGCUCCCCUGUGACAAUAAUUCUGAAUGGUCAAGCUUUAGUUGCAAAGGUUGUUCCAUAAUAUUUGAUAUCCCACCAAUGAAGGGGAGAAACCUAAAGAGUAUGAUGUUGUUCAUCGUCUAUUACUCUUUCCCGGAGAACAUAACAUCGGAAGGUUGCCAAGGUUUGUUGAUCAUAAAUUACACAAAGAGAACCAUUCAGGCCUAUAAAAGAGAAACUCUAACCUCUUUUGGUCAUGAGGAUUGGCAGACCAUAACGUCAAAUCUAGAACCUGGUAACAAUGUGCAGGUUAUGGUAAUUUUGGAGGAAGGUUUCAUUGUUGACAAGACUACGAUAUCUCUCUUAUAUGAUGAACCAGUCAACAAAAAAAUGGAACGCUGUGAUGUAGUAGAGGGGCAGGAUGUUACUGUUUCUGGAUAUGAUGAUGAUAAUGUUGGUGUUUCUGGUGGUGAUAAUGAAGCCAUCAAUCCCCAUGGAGAGGAAACUAUGAACCACAUGCAGAUUACCAGGCACGGUGAUGGGUUAUAUGUUGAUAUCGUGGGACGGAUACAGCCAGUACCAGAUGACCUUGAGCAGCCUGCGGAGGCAGUAACUGAGGAGAUUCAUGCAGCUGAAGAACAACGUGAUCAAGAGCACCCGGUUCCUCCACCUGAGGGUGAGCCUGAGCAGCAUGCAACAGUAGCAUCUGCGACCGUAGAACCUACUCUAGGAGCUCAAAUUCUGGAUGCCAUCAGAGCGCUCAGGGCUGAUUUCGUCAGACAAGAGCAGACUGUUACUAGUAGGUUGAAUGCAGUAGAGGUGAGAUUGGAGGAGCUUGCUGAUGUCAUAGCCCAGAUACCGCGUGACUUAGAAAGUUAGACAUAGGAUUCUAUUCUUAGGUUCCGUUUGAUGUUGCUCUUCCUUUUCUUGUUUUGUUUUUCUAUAAUGACCAGGGUUUUAGUAUUACACCCCAUGUCCUUUUAGUUGUACUUGAACUUUUUUUGUCUUAUGAUAUCAGUUGUUUAUGCA
Medicago truncatula (barrel medic) is the source of this 6184-nucleotide messenger RNA. RefSeq lists its product as uncharacterized. The transcript is spliced from 7 exons. The coding region runs from base 947 to 6034 and encodes 1695 amino acids. Gene Ontology annotation, molecular function: ATP hydrolysis activity; ADP binding. Gene Ontology annotation, biological process: defense response; signal transduction. The record is from RefSeq and is a predicted model, not a curated record. NCBI's taxonomy places the organism in Eukaryota, Viridiplantae, Streptophyta, Magnoliopsida, Fabales, Fabaceae.